This is a messenger RNA of Erinaceus europaeus (western European hedgehog), 994 nucleotides long. RefSeq names its product troponin T1, slow skeletal type (gene TNNT1). NCBI's taxonomy places the organism in Eukaryota, Metazoa, Chordata, Mammalia, Eulipotyphla, Erinaceidae. Bases 16 to 897 code for a protein of 293 amino acids. Gene Ontology annotation, molecular function: troponin T binding; tropomyosin binding. The transcript is spliced from 10 exons. Gene Ontology annotation, cellular component: troponin complex. Gene Ontology annotation, biological process: slow-twitch skeletal muscle fiber contraction; regulation of muscle contraction; sarcomere organization. The record is from RefSeq and is a predicted model, not a curated record.
GGGGCCGGUCCAGGGAUGGAGGCUGGGUGGGGGAGUAUUGGCGGGCUGGGGGUCCCCAUCACCUCGGCUGCAUUUCCUUUCAUAGUGUCUCCCUCUCUCCCCUCCCGCACCCGGCUUGGCCGCACCCCUUGCCGCCCCUACCGCACCCCCACAUCCCUGCUUCUCCUCCCUACUUCCCCAGCCCUCGAGGAGCCGAAGCCGGUGGCAGAGCGAGAAGAGGAGCGCCCCAAGCGGAGCCGCCAUGUGAUCCCCCCGCUGAUCCCCCCGAAGAUCCCAGAAGGGGAGCGCGUGGACUUCGACGACAUCCACCGCAAGCGCAUGGAGAAGGACCUGCUGGAGCUGCAGACGCUCAUCGAUGUGCACUUCGAGCAGCGCAAGAGGGAGGAGGAGGAGCUCAUGGCGCUGAAGGCGCGCAUCGAGCGGCGUCGGGCAGAGCGAGCGGAGCAGCAGCGCUUCCGGACCGAGAAGGAGCGCGAGCGGCAGGCCAAGCUGGCGGAGGAGAAGAUGCGGAAGGAGGAGGAAGAGGCCAAAAAGCGGGCCGAGGAUGAGGCCAAGAAGAAGAAGGUUCUGUCCACCAUGGGGGCCCACUUUGGGGGCUACCUGAUCAAGGCCGAGCAGAAGCGGGGCAAGCGGCAGACCGGCCGCGAGAUGAAGCAGCGCAUCCUGUCGGACCGGAAGAAGCCUCUGGACGUGGAGCACCUGGGGGAGGAGCAGCUCCGGGAGAAGGCCCAGGAGCUGCUGGACUGGAUCCACCAGCUGGAGUCCGACAAGUUCGACCUGAUGGAGAAGCUGAAGCAGCAGAAGUAUGAGAUCAACGUGCUUUACAACCGCAUCAGCCACGCCCAGAAAUUCCGGAAGGGGGCAGGGAAGGGCCGCCUUGGAGGCCGCUGGAAGUGAGGACCUGGGGGCCUGUGGGGAGCACCCUGGAGGACCCAGGAUACUAUGGAGAGCCUGACCCCUCUGUAGCCGGAAAUAAACAUUUCCUUUGUGAGCA